AUUUAAACCGGUCAGUCGUAGAUGGAGAGCGAAAAUGGAAGUUCGUCAUAUCCAACGAUGUCGCUCGUAGCUUUCACUUGCUUAUGAAAUUCCGCGGUAGGGAAAUUCCAACGACAUUGAUUCGACCUCUCCACCAUCCCAAUUCCCAUCAACAAUUUUCAGCGACUUUUUAUCUUAUUCUUUCUUAAUCCAUUCAACCAAUUCCUCAUAUUCACAAUCCCCAAUUCGAAUCCUGCCAAAACCAUCUCUUUAUCCUCUGUUUUCAUGGUCCAAACGCUUCUUCACUUCACCCCCACAUAGCCCUUUUCCUCAUAUUACUCUCUCUUUCUCUCUUCCUUAGCUUCUCCUUUUGACCCACAAUCCAUUUCCCUCACUUUCUCCGCCGCAUUACCCUCCCUCCGGUUAUCGACAGGAAGCAUUUGAUGAAAAGACGAUGACCCUUUUCUCCCUUCGACCUCUGUUCUUAUCUCAGCAAUCAAUAAAUGGUGGAGAAGAAUGAAGGAAUCUAUCUGCAUCAAGAUUGAAGAAUAACAAGUGUUGGGGGAGACAACAAGAAGAUGGUGCUCUCCGGUGCCCAGCCCAUUCAAUCUUUUGGACUGGUGGAUGUGUAAUUUUAAGCUACCCUGAAUCCUCAAGAUAUUAGAGAACUUGGGGGUCAUCUCGUAACCAUGGUAGAAGGUAAUGAGACAUUGAAAGACUCACAGAUGGCCUAUGAAGAGGCAUUGGAUGCACUAUCCUCAUUGAUUGUCAACCGUAGACGCUGUGAUAAAUCUGGAGAUCGAUUUGAGUUGAUGUUUGAAUAUGUAAAGAUGCUUGAUUUGGAGGAGUCCAUGUCGCAAAUGAAGGUCAUUCAUGUAGCUGGCACCAAAGGCAAGGGAUCUACAUGCACCUUUACUGAAUCCAUAUUGCGUAAUUGUGGCUUCCGCACUGGCCUUUUCACUUCUCCUCACCUUAUUGAUAUCCGAGAAAGAUUUCGCUUGGAUGGCAUUGAUAUUAGUGAAGAGAAAUUUUUAACCUAUUUCUGGUGCUGUUAUAAUAGGUUAAAGGAGAAAACUAGUGAGAACAUACCGAUGCCUCACUUGUUUCGCUUUCUUGCAUUACUUGCAUUCAAAAUAUUUUCAGAUGAGCAGGUGGAUGUAGCUAUAUUGGAGGUUGGCUUAGGUGGAACUUUUGAUGCAACCAAUGUGGUCCAGGCACCCAUUGUAUGUGGUAUAGCUUCUCUGGGUUACGACCACAUGGAACUUCUUGGAAACACUCUUGGUGAGAUAGCUUCAGAGAAAGCUGGUAUCUUUAAGCAUGAGGCUCCGGCUUUUACUGUAUUUCAACCUGAUGAAGCCAUGCGUGUGCUUAAAGAUAAGGCUUCGCAGUUGGAUGUGCAACUUACAGUAGUGCCAUCAUUGGAUCCCAAGCUACUUCACGGUCGUAAACUUGGGCUUGAAGGCGAGCACCAGUAUCUAAAUGCUGGUCUUGCUGUUGCCCUAUCCUCCACUUGGCUUCGCAGGACUGGCCAUUCCCAACUGUCAUAUGUAGAGCAAAGUAGGUGUUUGCCUGAGCAGUUCAUAGAAGGCCUUACCACUGCCAGCUUUGAAGGACGAGCACAGAUUGUUCCUGAUAAAUAUACUGAUGUUGAAUCCUCAGACGAUCUUGUAUUUUAUUUGGAUGGAGCCCAUAGUCCUGAGAGCAUGGAGGCUUGUGGUAGAUGGUUUUCUGCUGCAGUAAGACAUAACCAGCUAGGCAAUUUCAAAAAUCAGUCGGAGGAUAAUGGUAGUGGUACAUCUUCAAAUAAACUUCAAGGAUAUGAUAACGAUGAAGCAAGGAAGAAAUCAGUACAGGUACUACUGUUCAAUUGUAUGGCCGUGCGAGAUCCACAAUUGCUUCUUCCACCUCUGAUCAAAACGUGUGCAAAUAAUGGUAUCAACUUCAAGAAAGCACUCUUUGUUCCAAAUACAUCAGUCUUUAACAAGGUUGGAACCCAUGGUUUACGAGAAACAGAUGGGCAAGUGGACCUUUCUUGGCAGUUUCAUGUUCGAAGGAUAUGGGAAAACACCAAGCCAUGUGACAAAGGAAGUGAUUCUAAAGGGACUAGUGCUGUACUUGAAGAAGAAAGUGAAAAAGCAGAAGUGGGUGGUAAGAAUUGUGAGAAUAGCACAGUGUUUUCUUCUCUUCCACUGGCUAUUAAAUGGCUCCGGGAUAGUGUCUUGCAGCAGAAUCGGUCCGUUCGACUUCAGGUUCUUGUAACUGGAUCCUUGCAUCUUGUGGGAGAUGUACUGAAAUUAAUUAAGUGAAGUAUGGGAUCUGUUUGGAGUUCAUUGUGAUGGGACUAAGCUUGGCUGGGGGACAAGAACCUGGGUGCUAGAUUUCUCUUGAACAUUCAUCUUCUCAGAUUUUGAGCCACAACACCAUUUUUGUUAAAUAAUUAGACCACAAGAAUUUAGGUAAUAUUGGUCAUAUCAGGGCCACAUUUGUUCUCUAUUUCAUUAAUUAUUCUUAUGCUUCAGAACUGAGCAAUAAUGAAAAUUGGUAAUAUAGAAACUAUUCUUAAUGUAUCACAUUUCCAGGGUUGGUUCA
Messenger RNA from Cucumis melo (muskmelon), 2568 nucleotides. Its product is annotated as folylpolyglutamate synthase. Gene Ontology annotation, biological process: tetrahydrofolylpolyglutamate biosynthetic process. The coding region runs from base 669 to 2285 and encodes 538 amino acids. The record is from RefSeq and is a predicted model, not a curated record. Gene Ontology annotation, cellular component: cytoplasm; cytosol; mitochondrion. Gene Ontology annotation, molecular function: ATP binding; tetrahydrofolylpolyglutamate synthase activity. Lineage: Eukaryota; Viridiplantae; Streptophyta; Magnoliopsida; Cucurbitales; Cucurbitaceae. The transcript is spliced from 18 exons.